AUAUAUACAUAGAGCGACGAAAAAAAAUUUGCACACGUUCUAGACCAAGCGUCUAGAAUACAAUGUCGUCUUCUUCUAAUCAACAACCAGUUGUAGAGGACAUAAUCUCUGUUUUUGAAACAACUCAAAAUCAGUCCUGGUCCAUAUUCAACGAUAAAUUGAAUAGCGUUUCCAAUAAAGACUCUGAGAAAAAAGAUCCAGUUAAAUCAGAAAACUCUGUUACUUUAUCUAGUGAUGAUGUUCCUGUAUUUGGCUUAGUCCCUCGACUUGAUAAAGUAAUGUUAGUUUCAUGUAAUGAAUGUGAAAUGAUAGUAAAAAGAGAUUGUAUACAUAGUCAUUUUGAUCGCCGUCACAACAGUAAUGAUGAUAGUCAGUCAGAAGCUGAUAAAUUUUCACUAGCUAACUUUUUAUGCCCUGUAAAAACCAAUAAAAAUAAAAAGCUAAAAAUGACUGUUCGAAAACCUCCUGAAAAGAAAAUUAAUGAGCGUGAAAAAGUUAUAACUGUUAAAAAAGAAAUAAAAACUGAAUUUGAUCAAGCGGAGUAUGAAAGAUUAUUGAAAACAAAUAGAGCUAAUAUCAAACAAGAAAAUACAACUGAAUAUGUUGAUCAACCUAAUGUUGAUGUAGUAACAACAAGUUGUAACCCUAGUACCAGUUCUAGUAAUUUUGAUUGGGAUGUUAAACCAUGUAUUAAAAGUUUAACUCCCUGUACAGAUCAUAAAGUAAAUGACAAAAUGUUAGAGCAUGAUAAAGAUUUGAGUAAAUUAUCAACUGAAUCACCAAGUAAUAAAGAAGAUCUACAAAGCAAUAAAUAUUUAGAUAUUCAGAAAAUUGAACACGUUGUUAAUUAUGUUACUAGUUCUACUAAUGAAUUAUUGAAACUAGAUCCAAUUCAAAAGAAGAGGCCUAAAAUAACUAUAGAUUUUUCCGAUUUUAUGUAUGAUUAUGAUGAGAAAUAUCAUAUAAAAUAUCAUAACCAUAGAAAUAUAUACCAAAAAUUACCACAUAAAAUAAAAAAUAUCAAAGAAGAAACUAAAGUAAUGAUAAAAAAAGAGUAUCCAGAUAUUAUGGACUAUAAAAAUUAUAAUGAUAUUUCAACUUUUUAUGAUCAACCAUCAAAUAUAACUGCUGCUGAUGUUAAAAUUGAAGAUUAUAAAUUAUUUUCUGGGUUACAAAACGACUGUGAACAAACAAAAUAUUUUCCAUGUCAUAAAUAUUUAGAUAUUAAAAGUGAAAUGCCUGAUGAUUCUUGUGUUACUAGUUAUUAUCAAUCUACUGAACCGCUGAAAGAAGAAUUUAAAUUUAUACCAAAUAAUAUAUAUCCAGAUGUGAAAAUAAAAGAAGAAUAUGAUGAAAAUAAUGACGAAUUUAAUGCUGAUGAAUUGACCAACUAUUUAUCAGAUAAUAAUCAUUUUGAAGUCAUAAGCAAUACGUAUUCUGGUAAUUUUGAUAGUAAUCUUUCAACAAUUUUUCCAUAUGGUGCUGUUAGUGUCAAAGAAGAAGUAACAUACACAGAAAGUAGUGAAAAUAUAUUCAAUAAUGGAAGUUAUGAUGGUACAAUUAUAAGUAACAAUCAAUCAUCAAUUGCAUUAUUAGAUAUUAAUGAAGUAAAGCCUUUAUUAAUUACUACUAACACAAAUGAAGAAUCAAAAUAUUCAUUAAGCACAGACUUUAUAAAUGAAAAAUCGAAACAUUCAUUAAUCACCGAUUAUAUUACUGAUAAUUCUUAUCCUGAAUAUUGUCAAUUAUAUACAAAUUCAAUUCCUCAACUUUCACCUAGUUAUAAGUAUUUAGAUGAUGACACUUUCAAUGAUGAACUCAAUUUACAGGACGAAGAAAAUUUUAAUGAUCAUCUCAAUUUGCAAAUUGAAGAAAAUUUAAACAAUAAACCCAUUUUUCAGAUAAAAGACCAUUUAAACGAUGAGCUGAAUUUGCAUAGUAAAGAUAAUUUAAGUGAUAAACUUAAUCUGCAGAUUAAAGAAGAAUUUGACAGUGAACUCCAUUUGCAAGAUGAAGAAAAUCUGAACAUUGAACUUAAUUUGCAAAUUAAAGAAGAAUUUGACAGUGAACUCCAUUUGCAAGAUGAAGAAGAUUUGAACAAUGAACUUAAUUUGCAGAUUAAAGAAGAAUUUGACAGUGAACUCCAUUUGCAUAGUAAAGAUAAUUUAAGUGAUAAGCUCAAUCUGCAGAUUAAAGAAGAAUUUGACAGUGAACUCUAUUUGCAAGAUGAAGAAGAUUUGAACAAUGAACUUAAUUUGCAGAUUAAAGAAGAAUUUGACAGUGAACUCCAUUUGCAUAGUAAAGAUAAUUUAAGUGAUAAGCUCAAUCUGCAGAUUAAAGAAGAAUUUGACAGUGAACUCUAUUUGCAAGAUGAAGAAGAUUUGAACAAUGAACUUAAUUUGCAGGAUGAUAAAGACUUGAUUAAUGAAAUCGAUUUAAAGGAUGAAGAUGAUUUAAGCGAUGAAAUUAACUGGCAGAGUGAAGAUGAUUUAGACAAUGAGCUAAGUUUUCAAGACAAAGAAGAUUUUAAUGCUGAAUUCAAUUUACAGGAUGAAGAGGAAUCCAGUAUGGAACUUGAUUAUCAGGAUGAAGAUAAUUUGAGAGAUGAACUCAAUUAUCAAAAAGGUGAUAAUUUUGAUGUUGAGCACAGUUUGCUAAGUGAAGACAAUACAAGUGAUAUAGAUAAUUUAAGUAAUGUAGAAGGUAUGAGCGAUGAAGAUGACUCGAAUGAUGGAGAAAUAUUAGGUGGUAAAGAAAAUUCGGAUAGUGGAGAUGUUAAAAUGAAUGACAAUUUAAAAUAUGAUUGUCUAAUACCAAAUAAUGAAGACGAAACAAAAUGUUUACUAAGCAAAGAGUGUUCUGUUAUUAUAAAUAACAAAAUUUCUAAUGUUGCUAUUACUGAUCAUGAUCAAUCAUCCACUUUAACAUUAGACAAUGAAAAAGAAUCAGAAGCUAAUUCUAUGAUGGAUGAUGCUUAUAUUAUGAUUGAUAAUGAUGGUAUUGUUAAUAACUUUGAAAAUGAAUAUUAUCGACCAUCAUCUGAAUUAUAUGACCACGACACACAAACAUCUUUUACGCCAAGUUAUAAAUAUUCAGAUGUUAUAAGUAAUGAAAGCUCUGACAAUUCUGAUGAGUCUGUAUCAAUUUAUGAUCAAUCAUCUGUUGAAUCAUUAGAUGUUAGGGACAAAACAGAUCAUUCAUCAGCUGAUAAUUCCUCUGAUUUUACGACCGAUGAAAGUUUUAAUGAUUCUGAUUCUACUAGUGAUAAUAGUAAUCAAUCAACUGCAUUACAUGGUGUUAUUAAAAAACCAAAAUAUACUCAAACCAAUUUAUUAGAAGACCAUGAACAGUUUAUGAAUCGUGUUACUAAGUUAGCAAAAUCAUUAGGUAUUGUAGAUGGGAAAAACAAUUUUACUCAAACCGAUGUACCAUUGGAAUGUAUGAAUUGUUAUAAAAUAACUGAGGAUUUCAUUGACAGCUAUAGCUCUCAAAUUGAUGAACAUUCUGUUCCCAUUAACUCUGAUGUUCAAAUAAAUGAAAAUGAUGUUAAUAAUUUUACUCCUAUUAGUUCAAGUGCUCAAAUUAUAAAUAAUACCAUUAUUCCCAAGGAUGUUGAAGAAUAUGAACUUAAAGAUAAUAAAGACUGUGAUAGUAAUAUUUCUAAUAAGUCACAUUAUUUAUCUCAUUUUCAUCCACAUACUUAUAACCCAGCAAGUCAAAAUAAUAACUUAAUGCAUAACCCUAUCAAUGAAAACAACUACAAAAUAAACAGUUCUGAACAUUAUAAACCAAACGAGCAUAUUUUACAUGGAAAUACAAUUAAUGAAGCAAUACCAUUUAUAAACAAAAAUAAUGAAAUUUAUAAAGAACUUAUGAAAAUUGUGGAUAAAAGUGUUCCUGAAAGAAAAUGUAAAAUAAUGCCAUAUACCAGAAUAACAAAGAAUUUAAAAAAAAAUUUAAAGAGACAAGUUGCUGAUGAUAAAGAAAAUCGUAAUCAUUUGAUAUCAAGAGGGUUUAAAAAAUUUAAGAUGGAAUUUAUUGAAAGAGAUUUUUCAUGCUCUGAUGAAUCUGACAAUAAUGAUAAUGUCAAUGAUUAAAAUUAUUCAUUUUUAGAUAUUUUAUUAAGACUUCCUUAAGGUCUCAUUAUAUUAUAUUUAUUUGUUCCUGAUUUUAAAAAUAAUUUUUAAUCUUCCAACUGAAAACAAUAUAUGUUGCCUAGUAAC
Melanaphis sacchari is the source of this 4223-nucleotide messenger RNA. Its product is annotated as protein PFC0760c-like. The coding region runs from base 63 to 4097 and encodes 1344 amino acids. The transcript has 3 exons. The record is from RefSeq and is a predicted model, not a curated record. NCBI's taxonomy places the organism in Eukaryota, Metazoa, Arthropoda, Insecta, Hemiptera, Aphididae.